Molecule: messenger RNA, 1995 nt
Organism: Marmota flaviventris (yellow-bellied marmot)
Lineage: Eukaryota; Metazoa; Chordata; Mammalia; Rodentia; Sciuridae
Source: RefSeq, a predicted model, not a curated record
AGCUUGCCGCCGUCACGGCCGCCGCCUGGACCUUUGCCCGGAGGGAGCCGCAGAGGGUCCGUCGCCGCCGUCCUCUGGAGGGCGGCGCGCCCGGGGGCCCGGACCUCCAGUUCGGGAGGGAUUUUUCGUCGGCCCCCUCCCCCCAGCGAGGGAGCCCGAGCGGCCGCCAAACAAAGGUACCAGUCGCCGCCGCGGGAGGAGGAGGAGCCGGAGCUUCAGCCUCGGCCGCCGCUGGACCCGCCGCCCUUCUUCUCCAUCUCUUCUCUGGGCCUGCCGCGUCGGGGGGAGGAGGAGCGCGACUCUGGACGCGCCAGCUUGGACCUCGCCUCCGCGGAAGGUGCAGGUGACGCUGGUGUGGUCGCGGGGGUCGCCGACCCGGAGUCGCCAUGAAGGAGAUGAAGCCAUCCAUAAGCCUACCUAUGCUACAAAGUGGCCAAUUCGACAUGGAAUCAUUGAAGACUGGGAUCUUAUGGAAAGGUUCAUGGAACAAGUGGUUUUCAAAUACCUUAGAGCUGAACCUGAGGACCAUUAUUUUUUAAUGACAGAACCUCCACUGAAUACACCAGAAAAUAGAGAAUAUCUUGCAGAAAUUAGGUUUGAAUCAUUUAAUGUACCAGGACUCUACAUUGCAGUUCAGGCAGUGCUGGCAUUAGCAGCCUCUUGGACAUCUCGACAGGUUGGCGAGCGGACCCUGACAGGGAUUGUCAUUGACAGUGGAGACGGAGUCACCCAUGUUAUCCCAGUGGCAGAAGGGUAUGUCAUUGGAAGCUGCAUCAAGCACGUCCCGAUUGCAGGUAGAGAUAUUACUUAUUUCUUUCAACAGCUGCUAAGGGAGCGGGAGGUGGGAAUCCCUCCUGAGCAGUCACUGGAGACGGCAAAAGCCAUUAAGGAGAAAUACUGUUACAUUUGCCCUGAUAUAGUCAAGGAGUUUGCUAAGUAUGAUGUGGAUUCCCGGAAGUGGAUCAAACAAUACACGGGUAUCAACGCAAUCAAUCAGAAGAAGUUUGUUAUGGUUGUUGGGUAUGAGAAGUUCCUGGGACCUGAAAUAUUCUUUCACCCAGAGUUUGCCAACCCAGACUUCAUGGAGUCCAUCUCAGAUGUUGUUGACUCGGAUGUUGUUGAUGAAGUAGUACAGAACUGUCCCGUUGAUGUCCGUCGCCCGCUGUAUAAGAAUGUCGUUUCAGGAGGCUCGACAAUGUUCAGGGAUUUUGGACACUGUGGCAGACGUCGACUGCAGAGAGAUUUAAAAAGAGUGGUGGAUGCCAGAUUAAAAUUUAGCGAAGAGCUCAGCGGCAGCAGAAUAAAGCUCAAGCCUAUGGAGAUGCAGGUGAUAACACAUCACAUGCAGCGCUACGCCGUGUGGUUUGGAGGCUGGAUGCUGGCCUCCACGCCCGAUUUCUUUCAGGUCUGUCACACCAAGAAGGACUAUGAGGAGUACGGCCCCAGCAUCUGCCGCCACAACCCCGUCUUCGGAGUCAUGUCUAGGUGUCUGCCUUGAAGUCGCAUUCCAUAGUGUCAUGUUGGGAACGAGUGUCCUCAGAGCCCAGAGAAGACUGCAGCUCCUGUACAGGCGACGCUUGGUAUGGGGUCCCGCCGCGAGCUGGCAGUGCCCAUUGUACGAGGCACCGUGCCAUCUUCACGAAGCUAUUCUUGACGUGCUGGCAGCGAUCUGCCCUUCUGCCUCUCUCCCUCUCUGCCCCCCCCCCAUCUGAGCUUCUAGUCAACAAAUACAAUUCUGAAGGAAUUCAAAUGCAACUUUAAAAAUUAUUAGAGAAAAAAAUGGUGUGAAAUAGUCCCCCCCUGGAAAUAUCGUGGGGACGUAAACACUGAUCCUCCCAGCUUAUUUUUUUAAAUAAAACUUUAUAAACUUGAAAUACAAAUCGAUGUUUAUAUUUCCUAUCAUUUUGUAUUUUAUGGUAUUUGGUACAACUGGCUGGUACUAAGCACGAGUAGAUAUUGAUGUCAUGGAGUGCUGUAAUAAAGUUUUUAAUUAUG